AUGGGGUACCCUGCCAAGAAAGGGGACUUCAUCAUGUUCUGGAACACGAGUCUCACGCAGCUUCGUGUUGCCGACCCUACUGUCAUUGACCCUCAGUGGCAUGCUGAUGGGUUACGUACAAGUCCUCUCUGCUUGGCCACUGGCGCAUCAAUUACGUUGGAUAUCUCAAUUCUCCCACGUACUUGUUGGGCUUUACGCCUUCUUAUUUUCACUUCUAAUCAUAAUCUGCCUACUGGGACGAAUGAUGAUAUGGUUUUGGACAACCCGAUCGACACAUCAGCGGCACAGGCAUGGGAUCAAUUAGGAAAUUUCUAUUGGAAAACCAAUGCCUAUCCCUAUAUUCCUGGAGUGAUCUCGCCGCCUUUCGCUCCAUUUAGAAAGGCGCGUGCAUUGCUUCUUGACACUGCCCAAGAUCUGUAUCGCACGGGAACGCCGUCAGUUGAUCGUGUGUGUAUUCUUUCGGAUCGGGUACACUUGAUUCGAAAUGACUCGACCAAGAUCAAACAUCAUCAUAUCAAUCAAUUUGUCAAACUCAAGCAUUAUCUUUCUUAUGAAUCCAUGGUGACCAACGGGCAGCAGUCAUUGCGCCCGCAAGAAGCAUCUCGUCCGAUCAAUGUUCUCAUCAUUGCUCAUCCAAAGGACAGUGAUGGCAUGAUCAAGGGUCCACCACCGCCUGUCACUGGUUUGGAUGACUUGGAGACGGAUCCGCGUCCGGAGUUGGAGAUGGGUGAUGAACCUGUUGACAAGGACUAUACCCUUGAUCCGACGAUGAUGCAAUUAGAAGCCGAGAUGUUGUCAGUCGACACAGCCUUGGAGAAUGUAGAACGGAUGAUCCGUCUUCUAGAACCUUCCAGGCCGGUCGAUGAUGUUGCAGAAGGCUCAUCACAGCCUCGUCAGACUCGGGCAAAAGAGGCUGUGCGGGAAAGGAAUGAAAGGGAAUUGACGGAGUUAGUCGGUCGAAGAACACGAUUACAAAUCCAGCGGGAGUCUAUUCGGGAGCGUAUCCGUGUGUAUACCCGUCGGACGUAUAAGCCGACCCUUGAUGUCAACAAAGGAAAAACCGCGGAUAUACUCAGAGCACGGAAUGAUGCGCUUCCUGUCGCAGUGGAUCAACAUGGAUCUAGAUUGCCGAGUCGUGUGAAUAGUGAGCCUACCCUUCCUGGGCAGCGAAGAUUUUCACAGGCUCCGCGUGAGAGUACUCCUUUUGAUCCCGGAAAAUUUGAUAGUGAUGACGAAGCUGAAGGGGAUGAUGAAAAGACCCCUCAGCAGAAGUAUGACGACUACAUGACAAAGGUGGGAGAAGUUAAGCCGAAUAUGCCGUUCGGCUUCUCGGCAAAGGUGUCUACACGCCUGUGGUUUUACAACAUUCGACGCGCGAUCGGAUUAGUAUAUAGAUAA
Molecule: messenger RNA, 1398 nt
Organism: Coprinopsis cinerea okayama7#130
Lineage: Eukaryota; Fungi; Basidiomycota; Agaricomycetes; Agaricales; Psathyrellaceae
Exons: 1
Coding region: 1-1398 (465 amino acids)
Source: RefSeq, a predicted model, not a curated record